Capsella rubella is the source of this 2256-nucleotide messenger RNA. RefSeq names its product pentatricopeptide repeat-containing protein At3g15590, mitochondrial. The transcript is spliced from 4 exons. The record is from RefSeq and is a predicted model, not a curated record. Gene Ontology annotation, cellular component: mitochondrion. Lineage: Eukaryota; Viridiplantae; Streptophyta; Magnoliopsida; Brassicales; Brassicaceae. Bases 102 to 1946 code for a protein of 614 amino acids. Gene Ontology annotation, molecular function: protein binding.
UUUGUCGUCUAGUAGUAGUCAGUAGAGAAAUCACACUUCUCUCCGGCGGAAAUAAAACCUCCUCAGAAAUUGAUUCUCAUCUCAAUUGAUUGAAGGAAGUAAUGUAUUCGCUUUCGAGGAUUCUCCGAAGGAGUCGGAGUUAUAGCUUUGCAUCCACUUCGUUUGGUGCGGUUAGUAAAUUAGAAGAAGUAUCAAGUUGUGACAAAGAAAGGGUCUUCAAAUCAUCUGGAUUGAUUUACAACAAAUCUCAAGGUUUAAUCAGACUUUAUACCACAAGAAAUGUGUUUUCACGCUUCUUUGGCAUCAAUAAGCUUUCUUCUGUAGCCGAUGCUGGAGACAAAGGAGUUGAGGAAGUUAAGGAAGAGGAGCUGUCUGAAUCAGAGGAGGUGCUUCCUGUUUCUGGGGAUGUAACAGAGGGAGUUGCUCAUAAUGGUUCUUUAUUCGAGUCUGAGCUUGGUAAUGAUGUAGAAGCGUCCGCUGAUGAUGAUCCUGAAAUCGAAGUAGGGCAUUCAAAAGAUGGGAAAACAACAAAGAAAAGAGUGAGCUCUGAGCUGUAUGAAUCUAUUGUUGCCUAUAAAUCUGUGAAGCAUGUUCUUGAAAAAUGGGUCAAAGAAGGGAAAUGUUUGAGUCAAGCUGAGGUUUCUAUUGCUAUACAUAAUCUGCGUAAACGCAGAUUUUAUGAUAUGGGUUUGCAGCUGUGGGAGUGGCUGCGAGCUAAUACCCAAUUUGAGUUCACAGAGGCAAACUAUGCUUCUCAACUGGAUUUGGUGUCUAAAGUACAUGGUCUACAAAAAGCCGAAAACUUUUUGAAGGAUAUUCCUGAAACUUUGAGGGGAGAAGUAGUGUACAGAACCCUGCUGGCAAAUUGUGUACUUAAGCACCAUGUGAACAAAGCCGAAGACCUUUUUAAGAAAAUGAGAGAACUAAAAUUUCCAACAAGCGUGUUUGCUUGCAACCAGUUGCUUCUCCUCUACAGUAUGCAUGAUAGGAAGAAGAUAGCUGAUGUUUUGUUACUCAUGGAGAAAGAAAACGUCAAGCCGAGUCGUGGUACCUAUCUGUUUUUAAUCAAUAGUAAAGGUUUAGCCGGGGACAUAACUGGAAUGGAGAAGAUUGUGGAGACAAUGAAGGAAGAAGGUAUUGAGCUUGAUCCAGAACUACAGUCUAGCCUGGCUAAGUACUACAUAAGAGGAGGGCUUAAAGAGCGAGCGCAAGAAGUUAUGAAGGAAAUGGAAGGGAAAGGCUUGAAACAAACUCCAUGGGUGUGCCGUUCAUUACUCCCUCUUUAUGCAGACAUAGGAGACACUGACAAUGUGAGAAGAUUGAGUAGGUUUGUUGAGGAAAAUCCGAGAUAUGAUAAUUGCAUUUCUGCCAUUAGAGCAUGGGGAAAGCUGAAGGAAAUUGAAGAAGCAGAGGCAGUGUUUGAGAGGCUUGUGAAGAAGUAUAACAUUUUUCCUAUGCUACCAUAUUUUUCCCUCAUGGAGAUAUACACAGAGAACAAGAUGCUAGCGAAAGGUAAAGAACUGGUUAAAAGAAUGGGAAAUGCAGGAAUUAAGAUUGGCCCUUCAACAUGGCACGCACUUGUGAAGCUCUACGUCAAAGCGGGAGAAGUUGGAAAAGCUGAAUUGAUAUUGAACAGAGCGACAAAGGAUAAAAAGAUGAGACCUAUGUUCAUUUCUUACAUGUUGAUUCUUGAGGAAUAUGCAAAAAGAGGCGAUGUUCAUAACGCGGAGAAGGUUUUCCUGGGGAUGAAAAAUGCAGGCUAUGCAUCUCAGCUUAUGCAGUAUGAAACCGUUCUCUUGGCUUAUAUCAAAGCCAAAACUCCUGCUUAUGGGAUGAUUCAGAGGAUGAAGGCAGAUAACGUGUACCCGAAUAAGACUCUUGCUGUGAAACUGGCUCAGGUUGAUCCAUUUAGAAAGAGUCCAGUGUCUGCUUUACUUGACGAAUGACCAGAAUCAUCAUGUGUAUUGAGCUGCUAAGUUUUUGUUCUGAUUGCUGCUAAGCUAGGGAAUAUAAGAAACAGAGUGUUCAUUUUCAGUCAAAUCAAAUUUCUUGCUUUGUUUUGUGUAAUUUCAUGUGGUUUUACAAGCGACAUUCUAAACAACAAACAGUAGUUGAGGCAGACUUCAGGCCAAACAUGAGAAUAGUGUUGAAGGCUCUUCAGCCUCUGCUCCUUAGACUCCGCAGAGGAACCCGUAUUGAUAUGCUCGAAUAUGACUUCACCCCUUAUGAUCACUAUAUCAUUUGGGUUUUUUAAAA